CAACGCUCCUCCAGCAAUUAGACGGUGACCAAAAUACAGGUGUGGUCGGGAAACUAGGCUCAUCCUAAUUGUGUAACUCGACGCGCUGCAGACGCUUCCUACUGACAGCCAGCCCUCAUCUUCCCAUCAACAGCCGUGCUCACCUGCGUUCCAGCGAUCAACGGCGCGACAAAGGACUUCAUCUGUGGGUUUGGCGGCAAGCAUCGGCUAGGCGUCUUCUAUCAGGGACAGAAAAUCCCAUCAGCAUGUUUUCUGCUACACAACCUGCGUGUAGUUCUGAAAGAUCUUAUCUUGCUCAAACGUACAACUGUCACAACCCGAAGCAGCAGCAAGGAAAAAACUCAUUUGGUCCUUCUGUGGAGCUAAAAAUACUGAUUGAGAGGUACAAGCGCGGUGAGGUGCACGCUGUGUCCUUGCUGCAUAUGCUGGCCCAGUCUUACCAGUUCCACCUGGAGUUCAAGGAAACGGUGACCACAGGGAACACAACAAGGCUGUUAUUUGCCUUUUGCGUGCUGAUUGAUGGCGUUCAGUACAAAACUGGCAUGGGACCAACAAAGAAGGAGGCCCGGCUCAAAGCUGCAGAGUUUGCCCUUCAGGAUCUGCUGCCUACUUUGGAAAAAGAGAAGUUCGACCGCCCUAAGGCGUCAGCUUUCCCACCACUCUCAUCAGUCAAAGAGGAGUUUUUCAAAACUGAUAUCCAAUCCAGUAGAUUUAUUCGGGAGAGGAAGAGUCCUACUAACCUGCAGAUACCAAACGCUGUCAAGGAUCAGCUGAACAUGUUGAUGAACAGCCACCCUCAGUUCUGUGCCUGCGCAGCCACCGUCGCAGCGUUCGUCAUUCAGACCUCCAGUAGAUGUGAGGUGGUUGCUGUCGGCAGUGGCAACUACAAUGUCAGCGAGAGCUUGUCAACAAAUGGACGUGUUGUGCACGACUCCCAUGCGGUGGUUACUGCAAGGAGAUCACUUAUGAGAUUUUUCUACCAGCACCUGCUGCUGUUCUACAGCAAAACAGCCCAUGUGACCGAGAUGUCCAUCUUCCAGUACAACAAGGGCGGCCUCCUCAGCUUGAAGAGUGGCAUCACGCUGCACCUUUAUGUCAACCAGCUGCCAAAGGGAGCCACGGAGAUCCCCUCUAACCUGUCCCUGAACCCGCUUUCCAUUUCCGCAUGGCAGAUGAAUAACGAGCUCGGCCUGCACCUGUUAGCAGAGGGCAAGGUGUUCCCAGUUCUCACCUUUGAGCACUCUAGCCCCAAGAUGGUCAGCAUGUCGGCCGCAGACAAGCUCGCCCAGUGGCAAGUGUUGGGCUACCAGGGAGCCUUGCUGAGCCACUUCAUCGAGCCUGUCUACGUCCACAGCAUCUUUAUCGGUGACAUGGGGCAUGGGGACACUCGUGGCAUCGAGAGGGCCGUGAUCCAUCGCACGGAGACCAUCACCUCCCAGUUGCCCAUGUUCUACUGCAUGGUGAGGCCUCACAUCAGCAUGGUGCCGCCCGUGGCCAGUGGCGGCGACGACCAGGUGACCUCCAGUCUCAACUGGUGCGAAGGCGACAGCUCUGUGGAAGUGGUGGAUGGUCUGACUGGCAGGACCAUAGAUGAGUCUCCCUUCAAGAGUGGCUCAGCUCUGGCCAGCCGCCUGUGCAAAGCCGCAAUGCUUCACCGCUUCAAGGUGGUAGCCAAAGCGGCCCAGAGGCAGGAGCUGCUGGCCACAAGUUCAUACAGAGAAGCCAAGAGCAUGUCCAAGCCGUACCAGGAGGCCAAGAAUGUGCUGAGAGCGUUCCUGUUGCAGCAAGGCUACGGUCCUUGGCCAGACAAGCUUCUGGUCAGUGACACUUUCAACAUGUAAAUGUAUGAUUGUUCAUCCCUGUCCAUGUUGUCAAAUAUUAAUAUUCUAAAGAAAGGAAUACAGUUAUGAUAAAUACUGGAUGUACAAGUUUGGAACAUUUCAUAGUUCCUCAGUUACAUAGCUUUUUCAUUUGACUUACUGUAUGUUCAGUUUGCAUGUUCUCCCCGUGACUGCGUGGGUUCCCUCCGGGUACUCCGGCUUCCUCCCACCGCCAAAAACAUGCACCUGGGAAUAGGUUGAUUGGCAACACUAAAUUGGCCCUAGUGUGUGAAUGUUGUCUGUCUAUCUGUGUUGGCCCUGCGAUGAGGUGGCGACUUGUCCAGGGUGUACCCCGCCUUCCGCCCGAAUGCAGCUGAGAUAGGCUCCAGCACCCCCCGCGACCCCAAAAGGGACAAGCGGUAGAAAAUGGAUGGAUGGAUGUUUAAAUCAGUACUCCCCAAGUGUGUCGGAAAUUACCAGGUUGAGUUCAUGACUUCUUUGUAUUGUACUUACUUUCCACAGUAAAACCAU
This is a messenger RNA of Entelurus aequoreus (snake pipefish), 2351 nucleotides long. It is a transcript of the gene adad1, whose product is annotated as adenosine deaminase domain containing 1 (testis-specific). The record is from RefSeq and is a predicted model, not a curated record. Gene Ontology annotation, biological process: adenosine to inosine editing; RNA processing. The transcript has 14 exons. Bases 246 to 1841 code for a protein of 531 amino acids. Gene Ontology annotation, cellular component: cytoplasm; nucleolus. NCBI's taxonomy places the organism in Eukaryota, Metazoa, Chordata, Actinopteri, Syngnathiformes, Syngnathidae. Gene Ontology annotation, molecular function: double-stranded RNA adenosine deaminase activity; double-stranded RNA binding; tRNA-specific adenosine deaminase activity.